AUGGAUAAGCAAGCCGCUAAGGAUAAAUUUAUUGGAGAAUUUGACGCGUUGGUCGACGAGCUUAAGCAAAUUUUGCACCAAUACAAGAUGCCCCAGGAGGCAGUGGACUGGUUCACCAAGAAUUUAUAUUACAAUGCCCCAGGUGGUAAAUUGAACAGAGGCCUCUCUGUGAUUGACACCUAUUGUAUUUUGAAAAAUGUCAAAAUCGAAGAAUUGUCUGACGCUGAGUACAAGAAGGUAGCUAUAUUGGGAUGGGCUAUCGAGUUAUUGCAGGCCUACUUCUUGGUCGCUGACGACAUGAUGGACCAGUCCAAGACUAGAAGAGGCCAGCCAUGCUGGUACUUGAAGCCUGGUGUGGGAAACAUUGCUAUCAAUGACUCUUUCAUGUUGGAAGGUGCCAUCUACGUCUUGUUGAAGAAGCACUUCCGUCAAGACCCAUACUACGUUGAUCUCUUGGACUUGUUCCACGAAGUCACCUUUCAGACUGAGUUGGGUCAACUAUUGGACUUGGUCACUGCUGAUGAGGAGCAUGUCGACUUGGACAAAUUUUCCUUGCAGAAACACUCGUUUAUUGUCAUUUUCAAGACCGCAUACUACUCCUUCUACUUGCCCGUUGCAUUGGCUAUGUUCAUGAGUGGUGUAAGCUCUCAGAAGGACUUGGAACAAGUCAAGAACGUGUUGAUUCCCUUGGGUGAGUACUUCCAAAUCCAGGAUGAUUAUUUGGACUGCUUCGGUACACCAGAACAGAUCGGUAAAAUCGGUACUGAUAUCAAGGACAACAAGUGCUCGUGGGUAGUUAACCAGGCUUUAUUGAAGGUUAACGCCGAGCAGCGUAAGCUUUUAGACGAGAACUACGGUAAGAAAGACGACGAGAGCGAGGCGAGAGUGAAGAAAUUGUUUCACGACCUUGACAUUCCAAAGAUCUAUAACGAGUACGAGGAGGACGUCGUUUCCCGUUUGAGAGCCCAGAUUGAGAAUAUUGACGAGAGCAGAGGUUUGAAGAAGGAAGUGUUGACCUCCUUCCUCAACAAGGUGUACAAGAGAUCCAAGUAA
This is a messenger RNA of Candidozyma auris, 1053 nucleotides long. RefSeq names its product bifunctional (2E,6E)-farnesyl diphosphate synthase/dimethylallyltranstransferase (gene ERG20). Gene Ontology annotation, cellular component: cytoplasm. The transcript has a single exon. Gene Ontology annotation, biological process: trans, trans-farnesyl diphosphate biosynthetic process. The coding region runs from base 1 to 1053 and encodes 350 amino acids. Gene Ontology annotation, molecular function: dimethylallyltranstransferase activity; (2E,6E)-farnesyl diphosphate synthase activity. Lineage: Eukaryota; Fungi; Ascomycota; Pichiomycetes; Serinales; Metschnikowiaceae. The record is from RefSeq and is a predicted model, not a curated record.